CUAGGCAUGCAGACUGCUUCUACAAACAUCUGUGAAAGGAUGGGUCGCUCUCAGGAGCUCAGUGAAUUCAAGUGUGGUAACGUGUUAGGUUGUCACCUGUGCAAUAAGUUCAUCCGUGAAAUUUCCUUGCUAUUAAAUAUUUCAUGGUCAACUGUUAGUGGUAUUAUAAUAAAGUGGAAGCAACUUGGAAAAACAGGCCCUCACACUGCCACUGGACUCUAGAGCAGUGGAUAUGUGUUCUCUGGAGUGAUGAAUCAUGCCUUUCUGUCUGGUAAUCUGAUGGACAUGUCUGGGUUUGGCGGUUCCCAGGAGAACGGUA
This is a messenger RNA of Staurois parvus, 319 nucleotides long. The record is from the annotation of a GenBank genome assembly. Lineage: Eukaryota; Metazoa; Chordata; Amphibia; Anura; Ranidae.